UGGCGCGUCAACAUGCACGUCGCCUUGAGGUUUCUGAUGUGUCUGAUGGCGCUGAGCGUCGCCGCGUACGAGCCACCGCCGCUUGACGACGCCAUCGCGGCUGACGCCUGCAGCAACGCCACCGUAGGCUACCUCGCGUCCCUUCAAGUCGGGAGCUUUUCACGCAGCGCGUAUUUUGAUUGCUUUCGACGCCACGACGAUGUGUUUGCGUUCAUGUCGGCCAUGCUAGCGCGCGUGCCACACCUAACGUCGGCCAACGUGACGAUCGGCAAGACGCUGCAAGGACGGGACAUACCGGCCUAUACGUUUUCGCUGUCGCCGUCGCCGCCAAAGCAGCUCGUGUACAUCCAAGCGCUGCAGCACGCACGCGAGUGGAUCGCAACAACCUCGACGGUGUACGCCCUCGCGCGCCUCCUCGACGACGUUGUCGCUCAAAACAAAACGGUGCUAUCGCUCCUCGAAGCGUACGAGUGGUGCAUCGUCCCCAUCGUCAAUGUCGAUGGCUACGUGGCUACGUGGAACGGCGACCGAUACCACCGCAAAAACAUGCGUCCGUUCACGGUGCCCAACGCCUCAUCGCUCGCCUUUGGCGUCGAUCUCAACCGCAACUUUGGCCCGACCUCGUCGUUCAAGGCCGAGACAGAGGAGGACACGGAGGUGUACCCGGGCACUGCGCCGUAUAGCGAGCCCGAGACGCUGGCUAUUCAUACGUGGCUGCAAGCGCGCGAGCCAAAGAGCAUCGUUGGCGCGCUGGACGUGCACACUUACGGCGGCUGGGUCCUCUCUCCGUUCGGGCACCAGGAAGAUGAGCCGUCGCCACCGUACGGCAAUGCGCUUGCGACGCUUGCGAACGCGACGCGCCGCGCGAUGGGGCCCAUGUAUCUGAACCAGCGCUCGGUGCAGCUCUACCCGGUCUACGGCGGCUUUGGCGACUACAUGUACCUUCUCUACGGUGCGCCGGCGCUCAUUAUUGAGAUGGACGGCCACGACUUUCGCGCGCCAUCGUCGAUGAUCCGGCCGCGCGGCGACGAGCUCUACGCCGGCGUGCUCACGUACGUGCAGGCGCUGGCGACGUGGGUGAAUGACGCCAAGCCGACGCCAGCGCCGCCCAAUUCAUCGGUCGGACAAACGACGUCGCAUGCCACUUCGUGGCACCGCCCGAGCUGGCCGCUCGUCGGGUUCACGCUCGCCGCCGUCGGCUGGGGACCGAAUCGACUGGUGUUGUAAACCGAUCUAAAAUGUUAUUUAUUGCUGC
Molecule: messenger RNA, 1255 nt
Organism: Saprolegnia diclina VS20
Lineage: Eukaryota; Oomycota; Saprolegniomycetes; Saprolegniales; Saprolegniaceae
Exons: 3
Coding region: 13-1227 (404 amino acids)
Biological process (GO): proteolysis
Molecular function (GO): zinc ion binding; metallocarboxypeptidase activity
Source: RefSeq, a predicted model, not a curated record